AUGGAGGACCGCAAGAGACCUGCUCUCAGCAGCACAGACGACAUCGCGCCUCCCACCAAACGACAGGCCAUCAACGGUGGUAGCAAAUCCAAGGACGACACCGAAAUGAAAGAUGAAGCCUGGGUUGAGGAUUAUCAGAAGGAUGCCAUAUACCGACAGAUGCUCGAGUACAAACGCGAAAAGGGUACGUUGGAGACACGCCUCGAGGAGUUUGUCAAGCGAUCUACGCACCACGAUGAUCACCUACGAAUCGUCGACGCUUGGUGGCUACAGGAUAUGCUGAUACGGUGUCAGUUGCUGCAAGAAGUAGAGCUUAUGGUCGAAGGCAAUGUCCCUUUCGAGGCUGGAUCUGAGGGAGAGCAUUUAUUCCCAACCAAGGCCCUUUUCCGAGACAUGGAGGAGUUUGAGUCACACCUGAGCGAAAAGGCGUCGUCGAUCAAGAAGAUGCUCGAGACCUUAUUUUCUCGGCUGUCAAGUACUCGGGGCCAACUCACACCCAACGUUCCCAACCUAGAAUCCCAAGUCAAUGCGCUCCUGGCCAACCAGAAAGAUUUCCUCGUCAAGCUUGACCGCCUCGCGUCAGAUAAGGAGAGCCUCUCAGACCAGCUCAACACCGCUACCCUUAGAUACUUAAAGGCCGAAAGAAAGCUCGACAGAGUAAAAAGUGCGCAGGUACAAAAACUUGAACAGCAGGCACUUGCUCAUGCCACCGCUCGUCCGCCUGCGGGCUCCGGCCAAGAGAACGGCAUGGGUGUGGACCAGACCAAUGGGAACUACGAAACUCUACAACUAUCUUUGCAAGAGGCCAACGCCGUAGCGUGCAAGCAAAAGGAACAGUUGGAGCUUGCUUUAUCACAGAACAAGGCUCUCCAGGAAGAAGUUACAUCUGUGCAAGCCCGACUAACGAAUCUUACGGACGAGGACUAUUCUCGUACAGAAAUAUUCAAGUUGUUCAAGAGUCAGAACGAGGAUCUCAUCCGGAAGAUGAACACCCUGGAAGCAGAUAACCACAACCUUAAAUCGGCAGCAGCGCGAUUAAAGGAGGAGAGAGAGUUGAGCCGUCAGAAGGUCGAAUCAGAAGCUCAGGUCCUUAUCGCAGAACUUGAAGACCAGCUGCAGCAAGCGGACACCAGCCUUGCGCGCGUUAGAGCCGCAAGAGAUGAAAUGCAUGCUGAUGUGACGAUGCUCAAGGCGAGCAAGGAGCAGGAGAAAUCGGCUUUCGAACACAUGAAGGAACUUGUUGGCGCAAAAGAGGAACGUAUCUCUGCUCUGGAGUCCGAGCUGCAACGCCUGCAACGCAGCGAGGACGUAGACAUGACAGCGCGUCCAGAAGUUGAUGAGUUGUCGCCGGAGGAGCUUCGGGAGAAGUACAAGAAACUAAUGCGAGACUACGAAUCGAUCGAAAAUGAGCUGCCCGGGAUGACGAAUGCCGUAAGGAAGUUCCAGGCUCUAGCGAACAAGAAGGUGAUGGACUUCACUGCGCAAGAAGAACGUGUUGCCAUGGCGAUUGCGGAGAAGGGCAAAGCGGACUCGAAGUACUUCAACGCACGCAAGGAUGGGGAUGCGAGGCAGGAAGAGAUCAAGCGCUUGCGAUCGCAAAACGGCAAGAGUUCUGAGAUUAUAUCUCAGCUCAAGGACGUCGAAGCGCACAACCGAACGCUGGUCACAAACCUGGACAAGCAGCUGGCCGAUCUGAAACAGACGAAUGCCUCCACCAUGGCCGACAACAAGAAGCUGGAAUCCUCCAGCAGCGAAAUAUCGCGGCGCUACGAUGCUCUGAAGCAACAAGUCGCGGAACUGACGAACUUGGCGAAAUCCAAGGAUUCUACAUCCGCUAUCGCUAAAGAGCGAGCCACUACAUCCGAAGCGGAUGCUGAAAAGCUCAAGGUCCGUCUCGAAUCUGCAACGAAGGAGCGUGAGAAGUGGAAGGCCAAGAGCUUGAGCAACUCUUCCGAGGAGGAGGAAAUGCUGCGCAAUAUGGCGACUUGCUCUGUCUGCAAGAAGGAUUUCAAGAACACGGCACUCCGCACUUGCGGACAUAUCUUCUGCAAGGGCUGCGUCGAAGACAGGCUUGUCAACCGAUUGCGGAAGUGCCCGAAUUGCAACAAGUCCUUCGACAGGUCCGACGCCAUGACCGUUCACCUUUAG
Molecule: messenger RNA, 2148 nt
Organism: Anthostomella pinea
Lineage: Eukaryota; Fungi; Ascomycota; Sordariomycetes; Xylariales; Xylariaceae
Source: the annotation of a GenBank genome assembly